Molecule: messenger RNA, 17171 nt
Organism: Porites evermanni
Lineage: Eukaryota; Metazoa; Cnidaria; Anthozoa; Scleractinia; Poritidae
Source: the annotation of a GenBank genome assembly
AUGUUCUCAGAAUCAACAGUCCGGUUACCUUACCACCAGCCGACAGUUCUUCCCAUAACACACUUUCUGAAGAGAGUACCACUCACAGAAAAGAAAAAGGCUGAAAGGUAAUUUUGACAAGGCAUUGAAAUUCAUGCAAUCAUUGUUGCAAAACGAGACACACCCUGUGUCAAAAAUACAGUUAGGAAAAAGCUUACUGUUUGAUUCAGUGAAUGUACCAAGUAACAAUCAGGGCUGUCAAUAAGGAUUCAUUUUGCCAGGUUAAUACAAGUAGAAAACAGCUAGGGAUUUCUAUUGGUUAUAUUUUCCUAUGAAAGUAGUCAAGGGUCAUACUCCUCGUUGUUGGGAGAAAUUCCCGGCACCCAACCCUACAUUGUACACAGUGUACAUGUAAGUCACAGCCCUGGAUGAUGUUAAUGAGACAUGUUCACCAUAUCACCUCUCAGUGAUUUACUGUAACUCAGCAGCCUUACUAAAAGAGGUUAAUGUGCAUGUUUACUUCUUUGAUGCAACUUGUAUUGAAGAAAGUUUGGUAUUAAUUUUUUGAUGGCUUUGUAUUUUGAUUUAAUUUACGGAAGUUUACAGACUUCUUUCACAGUGUUUUUGCCAGAAAGUUGUAGCCUUAAUCUGCCAGUGUUUAAGAUAUAAAAGUGAAUAUUUCUUGCUGACACUUAAAUACCACUUUCAAAUAGGACCACAACAAAGACAGUUAAAGAAGCUACGAAUAAAGAAAUUCUUCAAUUGUCACCUGAUGACAAAACUAUACCAGGCAAGGGUAAUGAAAUAGAAGGGCCAGAAAUGUUGAGCCCAACAGCCGGUGACACUGCAAGUCCCACAGGAGCUGUUCAUGGAAUGAACAGGUUCAAAGCUGUCACACCCAAACUGAGUGCUGCAACAGAUCCCUUCUUCUUAGAUAUGGAUUACACACCCUCAUUAUCAAAACCUGUCAACAGUGGAGUGUGGGGCUUGAGAGAAAGGUAAUCAGGAUUUUUAUAGGGUGGAAUUUUGUAAUGGCAAAUUAGCACACUACGCGGUGCUGUUGGACUGAUAUAAAACUGGAAAUGAGCUUUCUUAAAUGAAAGGGUUUACCAUAGUUAUAUGAGAUGGGUUUAGAAUAUUAUUGUACAUUUUCCGAAGUCCCAUUUAGUUUCAACUCAAACCUUUUUAUAAGUUUAUGUGGAGAGUGUACUCUUUAGUAAGAAUUUGACUACUUCUUGAGUUUCUGAGUCAUUUUUUCUACAGUCAUCUUUGUGCCAUGACCAUCACCCAAUAUUAUUUUGGUUCAGGUUUUUUUUUUUUGCUGCAAUCUAUCACUCAUACAACAGCUACAUGUACUUAAGGGUGUGAAAAGACAGGCCAAAAAGUUGAGAAGUCUCCUCAGUUUACAGGCCUGAUGCUGUGUGGAGCAAACUCAAAAUUUAGUCAACUUUUCUCCCAAAAAGCUGGCAAACUGUGCUUGCAAACUAGAGCAAGCCCAGUGGGUUUUGCCGCUAGCACAGACUAUCAUAUAGCGCAUCAGCCACAGCCUGGCCUUGGAGGUCCCUUGUCAAAAUACAGUGUUUUUCAGAAGACCCAUCAACUGGCAAAAAUCGCUGGGUAGUUGUCUCCAAAGCAUAAGCUACAUGUACUCACAGAGAAGCCUUUUUUUUGUAAGGUGGAUAGCAAAUCCAUCGUAUUUGUCUCUCAACCUUCUUCUUGAUAAAAGUUAACUUGCUAUCAAAAAUAACAUACAGUGUAUGGGUAAUUUAAGGUGCCAUUCUCAUGGUUAAAAACCUUUCCUCAGUCGCUCAAGAGAUACUGGAAUUAACUACAGUGGAACCUCGUUAAUUAAUACCAUCACCAAUGGCCCCCCAUAAAUUGGUUGUAUUAACAGGUGACCAUAUUAACAAGGUUUUUUUUUACAAGAAAAUGCAUGGCCAUUUUGCAAGGCGGCCAAAAAAGUGCCGUAACAACUAGGUGACCGUAUUAACGAGGUGGCCGUAAGGCAGGGUUUCACUGUAUUCAGGCUUACAAAAUUAAACACUUAAGACACCUUGCUUAAUUUUCUUUAAAAUUUUCUGGAGACACUUGCAAAAUAUCACAAAUGACAGUCAUGCUAUGUUUGUUAUUUUGUUAGAUUUUUAAAACAUACUUCAAAGCCUCAGGAGAAAACCCCAGUUCCAGUCAAACCUUUAAACAAAGAAAAAAGUAAACCAGAUGAAGUGCUUUCAGAGGCCAGUGAAACCACACCCAAACCUACUGGAAAUACACCUAUAGUUUCUGAAGACAAGUUAAAAACAGCAACACCUGGUGAGUCAUUAGGGAAAUGGUUGAAAGUAUUGUACAGAGGAAUUCAAGGACCUAUCAAAUGCCCAAUCUAGAGAAAGACUGGCGGUGUCUCCAUGUAGCCACCCAGAAAAGAUGGUCUCUCAUUUGCAUAGUCCACAAUUUGCAUGCACCUUGAAAGUCCUUGAAAGUGCUUGAAAUCUAAAAUAAAAAUUCAAGGCAUUGAAUGUCCUUGCAAAUUGCAGUUGGUGCUGGAAAUUCCUUGAAUUUCGGUGCUAACUUUAUCCAACCCAGAUUCUCAAGUACCUAAUAUGAAACCUUCAGGAUAAAAAUGCUUAUGUUUGUGGAAGAAAUAAAAAAGGCACAGACUCAAGGCUCUUUUUUGCACUAAAUGGAUUCCUUGAAAAAUGGGAAAUAUGUCCUUGAAAGUCCUUGAAUUUUUUGUUCAAAAAAGGGUACGAACCCUGAUAGUUCUCUGACUCUAAUCCCAAUGAAAAAAGUAUGGAACUUUAAUGCCCUAGUGCAGUUGACAAUGCAAUUUUCAGGGGACAUUUUAAUAACAUUUCUAUCUCAUCUUAGAUUUUUAUGCCAAAAAAUUGCAUCCAUCAGGCUCAUCAGAUAGGUGGUGUCUUGUACACCCCUUCGACUCUAAGUCUAGCCUGUAUUCAGCCAUCCUCUUCCCACACAGGCUACCCCAAGUCAUUGAGGAUUGUUGUUGAGUACACUUGUUUUGACCACUACCAUUACAACUACCCAAUAAUCAAUUAAUUUUAAUGUAUUUUGCACGGUUUUAUGAAUUUCAAUUUCCAAAAAACGCUUGUCCCUACUUCUGACAAAAUGAAGCAGUGAGAAAGUUUUUAUGCUAUUUUUUACUACUGCUUGUAAAUCAUGUUUUUAUUAUUUUUAAGAAUGUUUUCCAAUUUUGUACAGUUUACAGCUGAAGUUGUAAAAGAUUGAUCUGACACAUUCGCUCUGUCAUUCUUCCCCCAUUCAUCCCCUCGGGUGACCAACUAUAUAGGAUUUCACAAGUAAAUAGAUUUAGGGCAAAGCAAAACAAAGCAAAGCCUUUAAUGGAGUUAAACAUUAUUUUUGGCUUGACAGGGUCCACCCUUGUUCCUCCAUACCUAACCGCAUCUGAAUUAUGUUGUGAUAUGUCUCUCAUUUCCAGGGACCAGACUUUUACUUCUCAAGGAACAGCUGCAAGCAAAAAUGAAAGUUAAUCGAGCUGAAAGAAGGAAAAUACAAGAAAGCCAACGAAAGCUUGACAACGAAGAAGUUAGUGAGGAAGAGGAAGAAGAAGAAAUGACUGAGGAGGAAGGUUUGGCAUGAAUAAUCUUUAUAUUAUCUCUGUCAAAGAUUAAAUUACAACUCAUUUUAUGGCUUAUUAAUCCGAGAUUUUGGUAGAAGAGCGAUACGUCGACUACACAAGAAAAAGUUAAAUUUUGAGCUCCUUUUCCAUUUGUUCGCGUAUUUAAAAGUCUAUUAAAGUACAUGAUGUAUCCCCGAUAAUCCGAUGAUCAUAAAGGGCGCUUUUUUACCCUAACUUUGCAAAACGCGUUUAAGGUAUUGAUAGUUUUCUCUUGAUGCAGCUCAAACCAAAAUUUCCGUCUAGGAAGCAGGUUGCUUUUCCUUGAAUUCCUAACAUUUCCCUGCUUUCAGAAAGCAGAGUGUACGUUUGCAACAUUUGUUUCUCGUGCCACUUAACUCGGUAACUACUGGGACAAAUUCCUCCCUUCCUGCACCUUUCAAAAUGACUAGUGUCUUUGAAUUAAAGUCGUAGGGUCGAAUACUUUCAGGUACCCUGUAAUCUUCGCCUUUUUUAGGCUAGCGAAGGCAAGCGUGUAGGCGGAAAAUAACUCUUGUUCUGUAGGCUAGUUGUAGCAGAUUGCAAUUUCAGACUGGAAUAGUACACAUACACUGUAAGUGCUUAUCAUCAUCGUCAUCAUUAUCAUCAUCAUAACCAUCAUCAUUAUUGUCAUCAUUAAUAUAUAGAUUUGUUGGUUUUCACAUGACGUCACUAAAAUUCAAACCACAAAACUAUCGAUCCUACGGAGAUUUUACUUCUAUGGUGUAUAAGAGCAGCUGAAAACUAAUUUUCAAACAAAUUUUGGUUUUGUAAUAGAGUACGCUUGAAUUUCUAAGCUUUUGCGUGACGCAGCAUUUACAUGACAGCCGAGAGAGAGCUGUCAUUUAGGUUUAUAAAGCGACUUUUUUCGAGGAAUUUUGCUAUCUAAUCAGUUCAAGUAUUAGAAAAAAGUAUUACUUUAAUGUUUAUAAGUUCCUCGGGGAGUAAAUUCACGCUUUUGUAGCAAAACUCGGUAACAGAUCUUUCUGUUGGUUUCCGUCCGCCAUGUUGGACCUCAUCCGGAUGAGCUCCAGCAUGGCGUCGCCAUACAAAGCUCCAUAAAUUUGGGUAAAACAUUUCCUCGGAUAUCUCGUAUACGAAUUAUUCCUUCGACCCAAAUCUUGGCGAGUGUCUUUGUUUAUUUACCUCCUUUCAUUUCCCAGAUUCUGGACUUUUUCUGUCGAAUGGUUUUGAUUUUUAUUUUGAUCUAUUUUGAAUGGCUUGACACUGAAAACCAGCAGUAGAUUUAGCUAGGGCUAAGAGCAAAGUUCUGGAUCAUAUUUAUAGUUUAAUUUGCCCAAACAAAAUGUAAAGUCGUGUAAUGUGAAGCGGGAAAGGCAACGAGAACGGUGAAAAAACAACAAUAGGUGUGAUUUGCAAAAAAGCAACUUUGCACGCGCAGGGCAUUUUUUUUUGUACAUUUCUUUACCGUUGUUUUGCACGACUACAUGUGUACAACGUGAAACUUCCUAGUUACACGUUUAAUGGAGUAAAUGUCGCUUUUUUCUCUCUGCCGCCCAUUUUCACCUUGGUGGCCACUAGCAUUUCUCAGUUUCUUACCGUCGCUACAAUAUUUUCAUGUUGUUCUUCCAACAAAAAACGUCUCCAUUUUUUUAUCUCUUGCUGUGGCUGUCUGUCGUUCUUUUUCUCGUUGAGCUUCGCUGGCCUGUCACCUAUUUUCUCUUUUUCUCUGUCUUUCUCUUUCUCUAUAUUCCAAAUCUGUGGACAUGAAAAUUAAUCUAAGCUUAAUACUUUACACAACACGUAUACAGAAACAAUUUCCGCUUUUCGUUUUCGUCUUUAUUGACUCUUUGGUUGUCAGGACGCGGGUGGCCAUGCGAUUUCCCGCCAAAAUAACCUCGAGUUGCAUUUGGAUUGACAUCCCUUUUGAUUGACUUAUUUUACAUUGGUAUGCCUGUGGUGUGGACGGACGGUUGGUUUGCCGUACGGUCACGUGAUUACCAAAAUUUCUCGGAUGGGUAGAUUACCACAUUUUCCUAGGUAUGGGGCUACGCUCGCGCGCGCGUUGAGCUCCGCUAUCAUAAUCGUCAUCGUCAUCAUCAUCUUAUAAUCAUCAUCCUCAUCAUCACUGUGAUCUCAUUAUCAUCAUCAUCAUCAUCAUCAUCAUCAUCAUUAUUAUUAUUUAUUUGCGCUGCGAAGUUUUCAGUUUCUCCUCUUUAAUUCUCUACUUUUUACAGACGAUUCUGAUUAUGAGCUUGACAAAUGGAACGAAGACGAUGAAAGAAAACAGGAAGAAGGAGAAAGCGAUCUUGAGGAUGAAGCAAAAGAUAAAAAUGCUUUUAUAGAUGAUGAGGCGGAUGAAAGCGAUAAUGACAAUGACAUUGCUGUCCAUGACAUUGAUUCUGGCUCAGAAGGGGAUAUCAGCGAUGGAGACGAAAGCGACGACCACAGUACGGAGGAGAAGACUGUAUUUAGCGACGAUGGUUUGUCGAAGCCAACAGCAAAGCUUAAAUCAAAAAAGAAGCAUAACAAAUCUAAAUUGCCAAACUUCAAUGUGGAUGAUAAAACCAUGGAUCUUUUUGGCGAUAGCAGAUCUCGAUCUGAUGCUAAAGGGGAGAGCAAUGAUUCUAUGCCAAAGAUUAGCAACGCGGAAAGAGACAGUGAAGACAGCACAGCCAGCCUUUGUCUUCGUCUCGAUAGCGUAGAAGAUGGUGAUGAGUCUAAUUUCAAUUUUCCUAGCCUCCCUAUGUCUUCGAAUACCAGGACAAAAAUCGAUUUCAAAGUUGAUAAGUCGCUGACAAACAUUUCCGAGGUGUCGCAGGAAUCUAGUCAGUCAAGUUUUGGAGGAUUGUUGGGUUCGGAAUUUGGUGAGAGUGCCAAUAGUCUUGAAGCGAGUAGCGACAGUAGCAGAAUUCCCCCUGGGCAAGGGGGAGGUAAUGCCCAGGGAAAUAAUGAGCUGCAUUCCGGUAAGAAAACUCCGGAGUUGUUUUCAUCUUAUUCAAGACUGAGGAACCUGAUCGGCAUGAAUAGCGAUGGCGUUUUAAAUUCAACAAAAAAGGUAUGCAGAUAUAACGGUUUGUGGCCUUGCAGUUUUCCGCGCCUUUCGGUUUUUCUUCUCUCCUUUUCAGUUUAAGUCCAUUUAAGGUCUUGCAAAUAAUAACAACUUUAAUGUAAUACUGUGGAGAACAAAACAGUGAGAAAUAGAAAGGGAGCCCAGAUGUAAAACUGGCAAAGCUAGAUUGCAUACUUGAAAAACGUCCUUUCAAUUUGUAAGAAAAUGAUAAUACAACACAAUGUACUUCUAUUCGUGGCGUCUGGAUUUGUCUUUGUGUGUUUUGAGGCCAUAAUUUCAGCCUGUUGAUCAAGUAUUUAUUACGUAUUUAUUUUUGAAAUUAUAUCUGUUAAUUUGAUUUUUUUUUUCAGCCUGGUAAAUUAUCUCAGCUCACUCUUCCAAUUGAGGAUUCGCAGGUAUUGUGUCUAUUGUGCGUCAUUAUAUGAAACUGUCCGCAUUGACAGGAACUUCGUAAAUGCGAAUGGGAGAUAACAAAUGUUCGAAUAAAGUCUAACCCACUGUUAAAAUGUAACCUGAGAGCUUAGAAAGGAAGGAAGAGUGUGAAUAACAUACUUUUCAUCUUAAACUCCGCAUCCAAUCAGAAGAUUGCGCUGUUUAUGCGAGGAUUAUAAGAAAAAAUACAGCAACCACAGUAUCACCCGGUAAUCAACACCAUCUAAAUAAUUAUGAUUCUAGCUCAGCAAGAAAGCGAGACUAUGCAGCUUUGAGAUUCUUUUUUAUUUAUUUUAGAUAAUAUUUACAAGUGACUAAACAUAAUUUUUGUCAGGGAUUUAAGAUAUAGUUUCAUGGGUGUCGAAUUACUCCUUACAGGGUUCGUACAGAGUCUUGAAUUCUUGAAAAAGUGCUGAAAUUUGCCCAACAAUUUUCCAGAGCUAGAAAAAGUCUGGAAAAUGGAGACAAAGUCUGGAAAGAAAGAAAGUCUUGAGUCGUUUUUCAAGAAAACAAUUGAAAUGAUUUUUUUUCCUUUUGGUAAAAUCUUUGUAGCACACCAUAAAAAAACCUUCCUGCGUUUUUCAAGGUCUAUAUUGAUCACCUAUUUGAUAACCUUGAGUCUGGAAUAAGAAAAAGUCCGGAAAAAGUCUUCAAUUCUGGAAGAAAAAAAUCUGUACGAACACUGUCCUUAAUUUUGGCGCGCAAUUUCAGCGUUUUCUAUAAUUACAAAAUUGCCGUUGCCGAAUUGCAACCUUCCGUACAAAGGUAAGUGUCAGUGCUAAGAUAGCGACGAAGUUUCAAAGUAUAUGAAGAUGUCAAGGCAUUGAAAGACGCUUCAGAAAACCUAAACACACAUUUUGUCAAAAAAAUUCUGAAAAUUCUGAAGUUAAGCCAAAUUUAAGCUCUAAACAUUUGAGAUCGACACGAUAAAACCAGGAUAAACAUGUCAAAAAUCCACGAUAACAAACGUAAUUCGUCACCCACGAUAUUAAGGGGUAAUCAAAUGGUAUACUCGUGAAAUUAGGGAAUAAUUUGACGCGCGUUUUUUCCAAAUCCUAAUAAUUUCCCGAGCCUUUAAACUCGUCACCAUUUGAUUACACAUACUUAUACGCCGCCCUUGAAUUAACACUGCAUCGAAAGCGCUAAAAAAUUAAUACACUUUGAUUCCUAUAGGAUCUCUUUGAUGACGCUAGUGCCCGAGCAGCAGAAGAGACCUCAAAACAGGACAUAAAUACAACAGACGCCACGUCAAGUGAUUUUCACUUCACUCUUGACGAGGACACUCAGUUUACACAGAUACUGAACACACAAGGGUAAGUAGCCCGUUCCAGGCUAAAAAUGCAGUAAUGCGCAGCUUCGUCCCCAGUCGUCCUCGGCGAUUUUGGAUGCGACGUCACCUGUCAAGCUUGUCAGGAAAUUCGCCAAGGUGGCGCUCGCUUCUAAGCCUCCUAUGCUCACUCGGAUAGAGCGAAUUGGUCUGGGUACGAGACUGAGUAUUUGCAGAGAACGUGAAAACUGAUGCGAAAAACGCGCGGGGACUGCGAAGAGACAAUGCGGUCUUUCUUUUCCCCCUGCCGCUCACCUUUGGGAAUCAUGCGCGUCCUUUUUUCCAUUGGCCUUAUUUUUACGACGUCCUUACCAUCUCAGAGCCUAGCACAGGCUGAAGGGUAAGAUGUAAGGAGGUUCAAUAAGCUUAGAUGCCUUGGAAUCAAGAGACCUGUGCUAAAUACAGAUGUGGAGAGGCGGGGGAUAAAAUCCCAUAAAAAUGUUGGCAAUUACAAUUUUUUUCAAAUUAACGACACGAGAGAAACUCCCUCUAGAAAGGAAAAAAAAUUUACCAGCAGGUUCGGUAGCGUUAAAGAGGCUUCAGAGUCACGCUAUUUCCUAUCUUUUUAUGAAAGCUUAAAAAUGUGUCUUCCCAUCAGUUGUCGUAAAUUCCAAAAUAAUGGUCCAGUUUUCUUAUUUAAGGCUAUAUUUAGGCAUUAAAACUAUUUCCUGUCGUCUGUUGAUAUGGAUGGCAAGGAUGGACAUGGAUUGAAGUCGGCCAGUUUUUUCAAGUUUUUAUGCUAUGCGCGCAAAAAGACCAAAACGUUAUUAUGAUUAGUGGUUCCUGAUGAAACUUGUUUGAUAUGUUCAUCAUAACUUUAUAGGAGCAUUUUGUUUAUGGGUAACUAAUGACUAUAGCACAGCAUUGACCUAAAGCAGCAACAUCCUGGUGACAUAACCCCUUUAACGUUGGGUUAGAGCGGCGAUUUACACAAGGAAUUUUCAAGUCUAUUCCCCAGUCCGGAAGGUGGCGUGUGGGAUGAAUUCAUAGGAAUAAACAGGUUUCCCCAGACCAAAGAGUUAUCACAACUGAUGAUGAAAGAUCAUCAAUGUUCUUUUCCUUGUCAAAAAAUAACGCCGUGCCCCUGAAAAGUAAAAUUGGAGGCAUGCGGCAUUCCCCAUCAGUACCAUGGUAUUUUGUCCUUUUAAAAGCCGAGAUUAUGAUGCAUUCUCCUUCAUGGAAACCACAUUGGAUUAAUUUUGCCUGAUUGAUUGUUAACAUUAAUCACCUUCAUGCAAUUUAACACCAACUUUCUCCCAUUCAGCUUCAUAAACUCCACGAAAAAGAGUAAAACUAAAACAAAGAGGCUCUUCAAAGAUGACGACAACGCAAACAGCAGCACCCAGCCGCCCAUGAAGGAACUGCUUGGUUUGUGUUCUGGAAGAUUUAGCGACAGUGAAGACACAGGAACACCAAAGGCCAGUGACAGUAAUACUGAAAGAAAGAAACAGGAAAAAAAGGCAAUAUUUGACACUCAAGAAACGAAUGGGAAUAUGAACGAACUGUUGGAUUUGUGCUCAGGAAGGUUUACUGACGACGAAAAUGAUCUUGGAGCUGAUGGUGGAGAGGAAAUGGAAAAUGAUUCUGAAUCUGAGUUGGAUGAAGAAGAGAACAAAGGUCCUAGUGAUGUUGGUGAUGAGGACGAAGACGAUAAGAUUGGAGAAAAAAGCGAUGUAGAAGACGAGAGUGAUCUUGAAGAAUUGAUGAUAAAACGGAAAUAUGGGAAGAAAUAUGAGACAAAGAAAAAAAGGUAGGUGGAAAGAUACGUAGUUUUUACGAAAUGGAUUGCUUCUCGUUUUCAAAAUGAAGAUAUGAUCGUGGCACUGUAAUAGCAAUUUUAGCAAUUGCAAAUUAACCCGAAAUAUAUAUCGGGGCUUCAACGGAUUUUGAACCCAUUACACGGCGAUGAUCGUAUCUUCGUGUAAAUUUGUAUUUCCGCAGUUUCCAUCUUCUCUAUUCUAUACAUUUCUUCUGAUCUACAAAAUCACCAAAUUUGAGUAAAAGUAGAGUGAGAGAUCCAACAGAAGAUGAUGGUGAUGAUGACGACGACACGACGACGACUCCGUCGACGACGACGACGACGACGACGACGAUGACGAUGACGACGACGAUGAUGAUGAUGAUGGUGAUGAUGAUGAAUGAUCAUUAGUGCACCCAUUUUACUGGCCGUUAAGAUCCACGCGCUUCGCGCCGGACGAAUUUUAUAAACCCAACCUCGCGAGGGAUAAAAAUGUACCUCCAUGUUUCUUGUCAAGACCUAAGAUCAAGCCCCGAUAGCAGUUUCCAAUGUGAAAAUUUCUGUUCUUCCUCUGACAUUAUACAAUUUUCACCGCUUUUAUAACCCUUAUGAAGGCAGUUGAAUGCAGCCGAAAUAUUGGUUCAUCGUGUUACGAAACAUCUGGUGUCUUCAUUUGUGACUGCUUCUGCUUGUGGCUUGAGAUUAUACAAUAAUAAAUAGUUUCCAGUCAGUGACUCGUUUAUUAACUCCCUUGUAGAAAAAGCCAGAUUCGCAUUUAUGAGGCGUUGCGGAUUUAAUUUCCAUUCAUUGUUUGUAAUUCACAGCAUUUUCGAUAAGAGGAACUUCCUGGAGGAAGAGGCAGAACUGUCAGGGAGUGAUGUGGGCUCUGAUGCAGAUGAAGAUAUCGCUACUGAUGAUGACUUGUUGGAAGAAGAUUCUGAUGCUGAGGAGUUGCCGUCAGGCGAGGAACUUCAAAAACAGAUCAACAAAGUUCACAUGUAAGUGAUAGUUCAAAAAGGCAUUUAUAAUUCAUAAAGAAAAAACAAAAGAAAUUAAUGUUUAAUGAGUAUCUCUAUAUCUGAUAAAGACACGGCUAAACUUUACGUCCAGGUUUUUCGAGCAAAAUAACCCCAAGUCUAAAUAUUAAGGUAAAAAUGAGUUGAUCUAUAUCAGAGAUUUUGAAGGCGUUCAAAAAACUCGCAGGAGUGUAUUAUCAGGUGUAAAAACUCUCGGCUUUCCCUCGAAUUUUUAAACCUGUUAAUACGCUCCUGCUCGUUUUUUGAACAGUACAUUAAAUACCACUGGACACUAAUGAUAAUAAAGAACGUUUAGUAACAACAAAAAUUCGAGCUUUCACUUACGACUGUGAGCCUAAAGCCUUUUCUGUUUGGAGUUUUCGUGUAAUUUAUCAAACACUACACGCGGUGUGUUAUCUGAUAUCCAGAUACCGAGAAGUGGUUUGACAGACGAGGCGUCGCCGAGAUUUUAAAGACUGACCAUGAGGUGUCUGGAUAUCGGAAGAAACACUCGGUAGAGUGGUUGUUACAGCCUUUUAAUAAUUCUUGAACAAAUUCAAAGCUAGGCUUUGAAUUUGGCUUUAGGCUUUCCUUCUCCACCUACUGCAAAGUUUUUGCCACAUACUUAAAAUCUUAUCAAAAACCCUGCUUCACUAUGUUUUAUGUAUCUUACUUUGUGGAGGCGUGUGUGGCCGCGCGGUUAACACCUCGGACUCUGGAUCUGCAGGUCCGGGGUUCAAGUCUCGCCCGUCAUGUUGUUUCCUUAGACAAGGAACUUUACUCCACUUUGUGUCUCUUCACCCGGGUGUUUAAAUCGGUACCGCCGACAAACUGCUGGGGGUAACCCUGCGAUGGACUAGCAUCUCGUCCAGGGGAGAGUAGCAAUAUUCCUAGGUAUGCUUCAAGCUAAGAAAACCGGGAUAAGCUCCGGCCUUGUGGGCCUUUGGCCCAUGUGCGCCUUUACCUUUAUGUAUCUUACUUUACUAGGAAAUCAAUUCAUGACCAGGACAAUGCCGACCUGCGAGCGGUGAAAGAAAUGUUCCUACCUGAUGGAGACCUGUACACAGAUGGACAGGGUCGCACGAGACAUUUCCGGUGGCGAGGAAUUGACGAAAAUUCACAGUUCGGACUUUUUGGCAACAAAGAUUUUUGGAACGAUGAAGAUGGCACUGCUAUUGAACUAAGUACUGAUGAAGAAAUUCAGCGACGAAAGGAAAGAUACGAAAGAGAAGCUUUCCUCAGGGAGGAAAAGGUGUAAAGUAAAACCAUUUUAAUAGACCUUUUAUCGAUACGGCAGCCAUAUUGAAUUAAUUAGAUUUAAGGAGUAUUAUGGGAUGCCCAGGGUUCAUAAGCACGAUCCGAUAUACUCGCUCAGUAUUUAAGCGCGCUUUUAUUUUCCCAGAAAAAGAUUGUAAUGGGGAAAAAGAUCGUUGUGCCGUGUUUAGAUUUGAUAAUGAUCGCCUUUUUCUCGAGAAUUAUACAAUGAAGUUGUCUUUUUGCCCGAAAAACGCGCGUAAAUACGGAGCGAGUGCCCCCUGGGCAUCCCGUAAUACUCCUUAACUCUAAUAAAUUCAAUAUGGCCGCCGUAUCGGUAAAAAGGUCUACUGUAAUGCACUUUUUCAUUGUUUUGAACAGGAUAUUGUUUUAGUAUUUUUCUAGUUUGAAGAGUGUAUACUGUUUCGUGUUUAGACCACUAAGCCGUAGAAGUUUGCUUUUGAUGAACGUUUGAUUGCUCAUUAGCAAAAUUGAUUCCAAUCUUACUUGAAAUUGUUCCACUUUAACUGUUCUGCAGCAGUAAAACAGACGUAUAUUUAUUGCCAAUGAGUUCAGUGUUAUUUUCUUCCUAUUACUGGUGUGUCGUUUCCUUAACUCUCUAUAAGCCGGAUACCUCUUUAAGAGGGACAGUUAGGGUCGGAUUGGAGAGAGUUGACUUUAUUACAAACUAGUAAUAAUCAUUGAUUAUGGAUCCGCGUUCGUCUUAUUCUACGAGCAAGACAUCUGCACGAAAAUGAGACUAAAGGAAACGAAAACGAGUCCAGUUUCCUGCGGCCGAGAUGCCCCUGAUAAAAUUAAUAGGGGCGGCUAAUCGGCAGUCGCUUGUGAUAGCUCGAAAAUUUCUGCCUUUGUGCCACAGGAACACCAGAUUAGGAUGCGAUAAUAACCUACUGUUCCACUUCAAUGGCUACACUAAUGACCCUGUUUCAUAUUCGCUGUUAAAUGUCCAUGUGCAUCAUCUGUGAAUGAUGUUCUGCAAGUGAUUUGUCGUCGCCAAAACGGCUUGCAACAUUGUGGUUUGCAAUUUUCCCGUUCCUUUUUUCAGUAAAGUUAAACUCGAAGUUUGUCUUUUCUUCAACAGGACAAGCAAAGGCCUGAUGUACUGGACCUCGAUGAAAGCAGCCAAAAUAUUCUGAGCAAAAUUAAAGAUACAAGCAGUCAGUUACCAGAUGGUAAGGGCAGUUAAAGUAUUUCAACCUAUUUUGCUCACACAAUCUCAAUGUAAUUUAUUUUCGUUUGUGGUCAUAAAAAUUGUUAUUAUCCAUUCAAACAUUUCACCGUUUCGGAUCGGCGUAAUCCCGCGGCUAAUUCUUCAUAACCAGCUGUGGCUGGCCAUAAUUGGAAGAUAGCAUAGCAGAGCUGGAGAAAAUGGCGUUAGAUUUCAUGCGUCGUUAUGAGUAGACGAAAUAGAAGAACUCGUUGAAAGGGAUUUUUGUUUUAGUAUUUACCCAAUUAUUUCAAUAAAAUGGAAAAGAAUUUUUUUUCAUAUAUUAAGACCUCACUUUGUAAGAGCUUUGUUUACGUUUUUAUUGACUGUGUUCACAAAGUGAAUUUUUUAAUAGUCGCAAAUUCAAUAAGAAAAUGUUUUCUCCUUACCAGUAAAUACCGACAAGCCAAAUUUCGUCUCUUUCUGGGUAAAUGUUGAUACACCUGCUUCAUUUAUCGCCAAGAUUCCGCCUUCCGAAACUGUCCGGAAACGAUUCAAAAUUUUGUUCCCAAACAACGAAGACCUGAUGUAGUUUUUGAAAAUAAGGGCGCUAAUCAAAAAGUGCAAAAUUGCUAUAUAGUGAUUUGGUUAAUACUUUAAACAAAUACAUACCACUGGACCGGUUACUGUCUGUCGUAUCAGUGGAUAACGCCCAUCUCUAUCUGCAAAAUUCUUUAAUAUCAUAGUGAUACGAAAGCUGAAUCCAAUAAUUGCUAAUUAUUAUAAUUAUUUCUAAAUGAUGAAGAAACGUUGCGAGUGUUUGACCCGACAUGGUAUCAAAAGCUCUCAAUUUUCUUUUCAAAGUUGUCCUAAGAAUCAUUGAAAACCCUACGGUGAGAACUGAUUGGUCGGUCAUGGCACGUUUACUUCCUUUUCUUUUCUAUUCACCUUGUUUUGUCUUUCAUAUGUACUUCUCGUUUCCCCUACAGCUCCAAGUAAGCCUCAGGCAAUCGUCAAUCCAAAGAACAGUGUUGCACCAGUGUUGAAGAAAAAGACGGUGAGUGGAUUUGAAGGACAUGGCAGCUUUAACCACCAACGUUCAACAGAAAUGCGUUGUCACCUAAGUGCACCGCUCGAUAGCUUCUUUCGCUUGCUUGAUUUUGGGGUGGUCGAUAAAGACUCUGCAUGAAUCGAGAAGAAUCUUGAAACUCUUGAAAUCUUGAAAAAAUUUGAACUCAGGUCCAGUAGCCGUGCGCUUAGUACAGCGAGCUCAGUUAUGAUCGUCGGUUUAUCAGUAAACAGAUGCUCGCACUCCGUAAACCAGUUUGACGAGAGAAAGCAAGAUUUACUAGUCCAAAAGUUCGGACUUCGGCGACUUCAAAGGAUUGACGUGAUUCAGGCAGAGCCUCCCCUCCUUUUCUUCUGCCUACUUGACAAAAGGAGGCUCGCUCGUAGGCUGCUAUAUGAAUGGCUACAUCUUUCCCUCCAAAAGUUUGCAUUUAUUUCUGUUGGGACGAUUGUAAGUCCCAAGAAAAAUUGAAAACAAUACUUAUGCAAAAUUUUGGAGGAAAAAAAGCCACACUUAGCUGAAAAAUUAUCAUUUACUGAUUUAAAUCUUAAGCCACGCAAUGUGGAUCAGAUUCAAUUAUCCAUUUAUUCAGUUCAGUCAGUCACUGUAUUUGUAUAGGUAAUAGCAUGAUUUGUAGUGAUAUUUGGCAUAAAUACCACGAGUGAUAUUUCGAAAUUGUUAUACAAGUGAAAUUUGAGACAAUUUUGAAAUAUCAAAAGGGGUAUUUAUGCCAAAAAUCACGUACAAAUCAUGCUAUUAUUUGUUUAUUCUACUCCCCGCAAAGCUUUUGUAAUUUUCACAUGUAGGUAUUUCAAAUUAAGCUGAAAUACCCCUGCUGUAAGCCAAUAAAAUUGGGGAAAUUUCUUUGAUUCGCUCAUUUAUUUUCUUUCAGUCGUUUAAAGGAUCAUUCCUGAAGCACAACAAGACCACACUGUCACGCCUGUCUUCCCUAACGUCCAACACACCAAAUGCGUCAGGUACAACGCGAGGAUUUGUGUUCCAGACAGUUUCACCACAAGGCAAGACCAACUCAAACGCAAAGGUAAGAACCACCGGUGCAAAAUAAUUUUCCUUUCUGUAAAGAAUAUUCCUGAAGUAGCGAGCUGUUGGGGAUGUUAGGGUCAAGAAACUAUGCGCAAGUUCGACAUCGGUAUCAACUACAACAACAACAAAAGUGCAAAACAGCACUGAACACUGCAAGUCGCGCUUUUUGACGCAUUUCUUUACCCUCACACUGCACGACUACAGCGUUAAAUUUUGGACACAAUGACGACAAAAUUUUGCUUUUUCUUAUGGUGUCUUGUGCAAUUUAGCUUUUGAAAAAAUCGCGCACUGUGAUAUUAAAGCAGCCCGCACAUUCACUUUUUAAAUCGAACGUGGCUUUGUGUUAAUUCCGCAUUUACACAAGCAAGCUGGCAAAAAAUUUCCCUACAGCUCCGUAAUGAAGGAUAUUGAAAUGACUCCCUUUUUCCUUUUUAUGUUGAAUAUCGUUAGCUAAGCUAAUACCGGAACAAAGCUCACACCGGUUACAACCUUGCUUGUCAACCCGCGCUCAAUUACAAGAGGUCCAAAUCUUAGGUUUUAAAAAACGUCCUUAUUUUCUUCCGCAGAAAAUCCAGCGAACUAAUUCCGUAAUAGAACAGCCAGCAUCCAAGAAACCUAGACUGGACAGAAGCUUAAGUGACUCCAACAGUGUAUUUUCUAUGCUUUGACACGAAGGUCUUUUCUUCAUUUCAGUGCUAUUUUUGUUUUAUUUUUAUCAAAGCAUAGUAACACCACGUUGGAUCAGAACUCAAAAAUAGGGGCAUAUCCGUAAAAACCCGUGAUACCCAUAGAGAAGUUCUGUUUAAAUAUAUAUAAAAAAUAAGAUCAAAUUAAUAAACCACAGUCUAGUCAAGGAUUAAGGACUACCUGUGCUCUUAUUGACUUUCUCAUAUCUCUGAAAUCCGGCUCCACGUCUGACAGUCACUUUCCGCGUCAAAAAGAGGAGAACUGCAGCACUGCAUUUCUCUGAAUGGGGAAACCCCUCCCCCACCCCCUAAAAGGUACUUGAAUUAAGUGUACCCGUAGUGGGGUGGAGUUUAAUGGGGAUGUAGGCUAUUUUUCUUUCGUUUGACUGUGGUCACAUGAGGGACUUUUUGCGGUAAAGGAAACGAGUAAGGUGCCUCAAAGCCAUAAUAUGUCGUUUACAAUGUUCAAACGUUGAUGCUUCGCCAGCAAUGCUUUUUAGUUUUUUUUUACUGUCUUUCUCAACAAAAAAGAAAGAACAGAAAAACGUCUUUUUUUCAAAACGGAAAAGCGGUCCCAGUGUUCUACAAAAAGAAACUAGUUAUUCUUGAUGAAAUAAAAGAGAAAACGUGUUAAUGUACAGUAAUUACUUAUUUUAUAAAUUUUGCCUUGUUUUCCACUUUAUACUAUACGUAAUUCUACGUAAUAGUAAGUGAGAACGCGUUAGAAUAUUAGAUCGCGGCUGGCCUUCGGUAUUUUCUUAAUGGGUUGUAAAAUGGCACGAUUCUCGGGGAC